Molecule: messenger RNA, 5437 nt
Organism: Sorghum bicolor (sorghum)
Lineage: Eukaryota; Viridiplantae; Streptophyta; Magnoliopsida; Poales; Poaceae
Exons: 14
Coding region: 24-4772 (1582 amino acids)
Biological process (GO): protein deubiquitination
Molecular function (GO): cysteine-type deubiquitinase activity; protein binding
Source: RefSeq, a predicted model, not a curated record
UCGCCCCCAAAUCUCACAUUCCCAUGGGCCGCAAAAAGCGAACCUCCGCACCAAACCCUACUCCGCCACCGCCGGACGCCGCCCGCCGGCCGGCGGGGAAGGCGGCCGGCAUCGGCGGGGAAGAUGCCGCCGUGCGCGCCGAGGUCGAUAAGGCGCUCGCGUGCCUGCAGCGGGGCAGCCACGCGCGGGCGCUGCGCCUCAUGAAGGAUGCCCUCGCCCGCCACGGGGAGGCCUCCUCGCCGCUGCUCCUGCGGGCGCACGGCACCGUGCACGCCCGCGCAGCCUCCGUCCUCGACGACCCCGCAGCCCGCGCGCGCCACCACCGGGCCGCGCUCCAGGCGGCCCAGCGCGCCGUCGAGCUCGCGCCGGAGUCCAUCGAGCUGGCCCACUUCCACGCUAUGCUGCUCUUCGACGCCGCCAACGACGCCCGCGCCUACGAGGAGGUCGUCGCCGAGUGCGAGCGCGGCCUCAGCAUCGAGGUCCCCUCCGACCCUUCACCCCACUCCCUCAGGCUGCCCGGCCCCGACGUCGACCAGGUCCAGUCCGAGCUCCGCAGCCUGAUCCAGAAGGCCAACCUCGCCUCCAUCUCCACCUGGGUCAAAACCCUGGGCGGCGCGGGGGACGAUAAGCUUCGCCUCAUCCCUGUGCGCCGUAUCGCCGACGAACCAAUGGAGGGCCGGCUUGUCCCCACGGCGCCCUCCCCGCGCCGCCCAAACGAGAUCAAGAAGGCGACCAAGACCCCCGAGGAGCGCCGCCAGGAGAUCGAGGUACGCCUGGCUGCCAUGAGGCUGCUGCAGCAGCAGAAGGAGCAGAGCAAUGGUGUUGUGUCUGCCACCCCCGCUUCUUCCCUGUCACAGGGAGAUGAGGCCCCCUCAUCGUCUCAGUCAUCAGUGGGUGGACAUAGAGCUGAUCGGAGAAAAGGCGGGUCUAGGAAAGCAACAGGCUCAUCUGCAUCUGAGCGCACUGAUCAGGUGCGUGCCUACUGGGGCUCCAUACCAGUGGAGCAAAGGCUUGCAUUCUUAAACACUAGCAUUUCCGAGCUCAAGUCACACUAUGCUUCUGCAAUACAUAAGGAGAAAGAUGCUGCCAGUGCAGCAUCUGAUGUGCUCAAUGAGGCGAUACAAUUUGCCAUCAAGCAUAGCAAGUGGGAUUUCAUGGUAUGUGGUAGGUGUCGUGAUCAGUUUGCAGAUGUGGAGGCACUCCGGUGGCAUGUCACGGGGGAGCAUGUUGGGCUACUGUCAUCUGAGCUGCAGGAAAUGGUGCCGCAGGAGAUUGAUGCUGACUGGGCAGAAAUGCUCAUUGGUUGGAACUGGAGGCCAUUGGAUGCUACUGCCGCACUGAAACUGUUUGAGGAAGAUCAAAACGACAACCUUGGAACAGAUAGGGACAAGGAAUCGAAUUUGUUGGAUAAUUGGAGUAACAAAGACAAGUCGGACAUGUCAGAAUCCUCAGCUUUGCCACACAACGAGGGGUGUAAUGGUUUUGGAGUGGUGGUGAGUGAAGGUGAUGACAAGUGGCCACUCUCAGAUGAUGGCGAAAGGGCAAACAUUUUAGAAAGAAUCCAUUCAUCGUUCAAAAUCCUUGUGAAGAGCCAUAAUCUUUCAGUGGGCAAUCUAAACAGGGUGAUUCGAUUUGCUGUAGAGGAACUCAGGGGGUUGCCAUCUGGGUCACUACUGCUUAAUCACUCUUUGGACGAGUCGCCACUUUGCAUUCGCUUCUUGGAGGCAUCAUCACUGCGGAAAGUAGCUAAAUUCUUGCAGGACUUAAUGCAGGCCUCUGGACUUAAUAGGAACUUAGAGAAGGCUGAAGGACUAGGUGACGAGGAUAGUUCCCCAAAAAACCAUUAUGUACUGGAGAAGGUUACCCUUAAUUCUGAUUCAUCAGAACUGAUCAUUGAUGGGCAGACCUUUGGUGGAAAGUUUGACUCCGAGAGUGUUGAUACUGAUGCACUGCUUUCAUGGUUGUACGCUGGAUCUUCAGUUGGUGAGCAGCUAUUGGCUUGGAAUCGUAUGAUUGACGAAAGGUCAAAUCAGUGCGUCGACCUUAUUCGGGCACUUGGGAGGGAGUUCAACAGCUUGCAAAACUCAUGUGAACGGAAGCUUGAACAGCUGAGAAAUGAGGAGGCCUUUAUUUCUGUAGAGGGCCUCUUUUAUGAAGAGCAAACACGAAGGGAGCAGGUGGGGCGGUAUGGAUUCCAAACUUUCGAGGAGCUCCUCAGGAAGCGGCAGGUGGAGUUAUUGGAAUGCAAUACUGAGGAGCAGUCCGACAGUAACAGAUCUGAGAUAGAUACAAUCUCAGCUAUUUUGAAGGAACUUCACACAUCACACUUUGGUUAUGAUGAAGCCCUUUCUGGCAUGGCUCCACGCCUUUAUGACUUUGAUGGGGCCGAAGAAGAUGAAUGGAGGCUGCAUGAUUUUAUACAUCCAAAUGAUUCAAUGGUACAAAUGGUUGUAUCAAAGAUGAAGGAACAAGUUUGUAUGGAGAUUAGCAAGGUAGAUGCUAAGAUUAUGCGAAAUUUCUGUGUGAUACGGCAACUAGAGCACAAGCUUGGACCUGUUUCUGCUCUUGAUUAUCGAAUGAUUCUUUUACCCCUUAUGAGAUCGUUCUUGCAAAGCCAUUUGGAAGAGCUGGUGGAUAAGGAUGCAAGAGAGAGAUCUGAUGCUGCAAGAGAAGCCUUCCUAGCCGAACUUGCCUUGGAUGCUAAGAAGAAUGCAAACAAAGGGGGUGAUAUGAAACAAUCCCAUGAGAAAUCAAAGGAUAAGAAGAAGUUUAAGGAUUCUCGUAGAUCAAAGGAGCUCAAGGAUUCAAGCUGGAGUGACCAGUCUCUCAGUCGCCAAGACAGUGCUGACGAGGAAACAGCAGAGACAUUUCAAAUGCUUGCUGAUUGUGAUGAUUUGGAUUGCAAACUCUCGACAAGUGAUGAUUACUUGAAUGAACAAGAGGAAGAACUUAGGCACAGGGUACAACUUGAAGCAGAGGAAAGAAAGCUGGAAGAGACACUGGAAUAUCAACGGCGGAUAGAGGAGGAAGCAAAGCAGAAACAUCUUGCAGAACAAUGUAGAAGUACAUAUGCAUCUUCUGUAACUGGUACACCUUGUCUUUCAAGCACUGGGAAUCAGGAUAAUCAUGAAAGUGCACUCAAUAACUCUUCGCGUACUUAUCUCGAAGGCAUAAAGUUUGGUGACUUUCGCUACACCGAGAACAAUUUCAGCCAGAAACUUAAUGGAUUGGAUUCAUCUGAUGCACAGGCAUUAACCAGCAGUGAUAUGAGUGUUUCUAAGUUGACAUUGAAAAUGAAUGGGGUUUGGAAAAAUGCACAACCUAUAAAGUCUCUCAGUAAUCAUGGCACCCAAAAUUCUAAGAGAAGCUCUAGCGAACCACAAAAUAAGUACUUCCAAGGUGUGCCAGGUGCUAUUUAUGAUGAUAAUGACAAUGAUAGGGCAUCAGGGCCACAAUUUGGUUCGAAAGCUCCUAGAUGGAGCAGCUCUUGUAAAAUAGCUCCCUAUGCAAACCACAGCUAUCAAGCUGGAAAACAGAAUCAGCUACAUGUGUUGCCUUCAGAUGAUCUGCAAUUUGUUCAUAGAGGUCACUCUGCAGGAACAGAGAAGCCAAUUUUUGAGAAAGUUGGCAGUGGUGCAAUACCAUCAGCGGAUGUGUGCAUCGAGGAUGAUUUUGAUAAAAGGUUUCAAGAAGAUCUUGAUGAAGCAAUGCGCCAAAGCCUUGGAUACGAUGCUUAUCCUGCUGGUACGAUAAGCACUUCGAAUGGGACAGAAGUGUAUGGGACUGGCCUUAAAAAUGCUGCUGGUGAAUACAAUUGUUUCUUGAAUGUGAUUAUUCAGUCAUUAUGGCAUAUAAGGCGGUUUCGAGACGAGUUCCUUAAAACAUCAUCACUGCACAAGCAUGUUGAAGAUCCUUGUGCUGUCUGCGCUUUAUAUGGUAUCUUCAUUGACCUGAGCAAAGCAGCCAAGGGACAAGGAGAAGCUGUUGCGCCUACUUCAUUGAGGAUCGCUUUGAGCAAAUCCUACCCGAACAGCAAAUUCUUUCAGGAGGGACAGAUGAAUGAUGCAUCUGAGGUACUGGGUGUAAUCUUUGAGUGUUUGCAUAAGUCGUACACUUCUCGUACUGUCUACCAUGGUAAAUCUCACGACAAGAAUUCUAUUGGAUCAUGGGAUUGUGCAAAUAUUUCUUGCAUAGCACAUAGUCUUUUUGGGAUGGACGUGUAUGAACGGAUGAACUGUCACAAUUGUAAGAUGGAGUCUAGACGGCUCAAGUAUACUUCAUUUUUCCACAAUAUCAAUGCUAGUUCACUCCGAACUGCCAAGAUGAUGUGUCCAGAUUCUUCAUUUGAUGAACUUUUGAAGGUUGUCAUAAUGAAUGAUCAACUAGCUUGUGAUCAAGAUGUUGGUGGCUGUGGAAAACCGAAUCAUAUACACCACAUCCUUUCUACAUUCCCACAUGUCUUCACAGUUGUUUUGGGAUGGCAGAACAACAAAGAGAGUGUGGAUGACAUAUCUGCAACUUUGGCUGGUAUUUCAACUGAGAUAGACAUUAGUAUAUUCUACCGUGGUCUAGAUCAUGGAAGCAAACACACCCUGGUGUCAGUGGUUUGUUACUAUGGCCAGCAUUAUCAUUGUUUUGCCUUCAAGGAUGGACGUUGGGUCAUGUAUGAUGACCAGACAGUCAAGGUUAUAGGUAGUUGGGAUGAUGUGCUCGUGAUGUGUGAAAAGGGCCAUUUGCAACCCCAAGUGCUUUUCUUUGAGGCUGCAAAUUAAUUAUUCUUCAGAGUGGUAAAGUGCUGUGCAGUGGUUAACAUGCCCUCAGAUAUAGGGUUUUUCCCUGUGGCCGUGAAGAUUAGAAAUAGAGUAGCAAAUUUGUUGAGCGGGGGUAUAGAGUAGCAUUCUACAGUUGCGUUGGUUUGAGCUGUUGUCGAGCCCUUCGUAAUAAGCAGUCACCUGAGCAUUCUAGAGCAAAAAUGGAGCUUUUAUCACUCGUUUUUUGCUUUAACCUUCGGUAUAGUUGCUGAACUUCUGAUCCUUCAUCUGCCAAUAAGAUUUCACUGCCGAUCAAGUGGGUGAGGCAUUCGACAUGAACUGCCAUCCAACAAUUCUAGCCGAAUCUGCCAAAAGCUCUUCAUUAUGCACCAAUUAUGUAUAGAAUUUUGUGCUUACAAUGGGGAGGCGGGUAUAGGAGUGCCUGUUUUGAGGCUAGAGGGUUUAGAAUGGAAGGAAAUGGAAUGGAUGAUGCGGUGUAAACUGUAUUUAUCUGUGGAGGGAUUGUUUGAAAAGAGGAAGGCUAUCUGGAAUACGGUACUGACUUUGAGAAAUCUGUAGUACACGAGUCUACUAUAUAUAUACAAUGACUCGAUGAGAUUAUGUGCGAUGAUUAUAGCGAUGAAUACCAGAAUCCGUAUCACUACUGUUGGUAACUUUGACCUUAA